Messenger RNA from Hyaloscypha bicolor E, 2358 nucleotides. RefSeq lists its product as uncharacterized. NCBI's taxonomy places the organism in Eukaryota, Fungi, Ascomycota, Leotiomycetes, Helotiales, Hyaloscyphaceae. The transcript is spliced from 6 exons. The record is from RefSeq and is a predicted model, not a curated record. Bases 166 to 2184 code for a protein of 672 amino acids.
ACACCAUUACGUAUCGGAAGCCUUCUCCAUCCAUCCUCUUCGUUUCCUACUUGCAAACAAGCGUCGAUCGAUAUAUUCAUAUUUCCACCAGGUUUGCUCCAAACCCGGAUCCUACGAAUUCAAACAACCGCAUUCCAUGAGGUGACAUACACAGCCUCGCUGCCCAUGGCGAACACACACGGUCGGAACCCUGAGCCUGAUUACUUUGAGUCCAUCCCCGAGUACACCAAUCGCGAUUCCGCCGCCGAGCCUCGUCGAGAUAACCCCGCCUUACGCAGGGCAUCGCCCACCCAAAAGCGCUCCUCGCCACCUAUCAACGACGAAAUGGCUUCUGGUGAAGAUCUUGACGAGCUGAAGCUGCAUCCUGUCGUUUCUCCAGAGCUCAUAGCAGAGAUUACCGAGAGGGUCACUGAGAGGGUUACCGUGAGGGUGAGGAAAGAAGUGGUCGAAGAAUUGUCGAAGCAAACAAGCACAGACGGUGAAAUCUCGAACAAGUCCAGCUCUACUUCAUCCCCGCCGCCAACGAAUACUCCGCCAUCUCCAACACAGUCUGCGAAGCCGGCGUAUGCGCCUCCUCCACCUAUGGAGCCUCGAUCACCACCCAGCAGUCCGCUGGACAAGCCGAGCGUACGGUUCUCCGAUCGUCGCCCUGCCGUAUCAAGAACAUACUCGACGGCAGAACUGUCUACAAUCGAUCAGAAAUGGGGAAGGCUGUUUGACAAGGAAGGGACUCCAACGAAACGACUCGGUGAAUUCUUGCGAGGCCUUGCGAACCAUAUAAUCAAUGACUUUCCGCCGAGGAAGAGCAUCGUUAUCACACCUACGAAGAUGGCAGCAUACUAUGCCAGCCACGCUCUGGAAAAGGAGCCUCACCCUCUUCUCUCAAUCUUCCGGGCAAAUUCGAACGAAGAACAUAUACAGCGCUUGUAUCAGGGUUUGGGUUGCGAACAUCAUCUGGUCCAGGAGGACUCUCACUCUGAAGCGAUUAUUCCUUCACUCACUCCGGUAGGCUUCGCGCACUGGAUGACUUUAUUCAUACUAGCUUAUCCGGAAGAGGAGUGGAGACGGUUGGAGAAUGCCGUGAUGUCUAUGCCUAUUGAUGCUGAUGGAGAUUUGGUAGACGGGAAGCCUGAACGUCUUCCAAAGCAAAUAUCACGACACCUCCUCCCAGAGAAGACAGAUGCAAACUCUCAAAAGUUGUUAGAAAGUGCUAUCUUACAAUUCUUGGCUGAUUUUGGAUCUACCAACCGGCGGAGGGGCUCUCUUACGGCUCCUUCUCUCAGCCGCCGCUCUUCUGCUCGAUCACAGCAGCGUCCGGUUGAGAUUCAUCAAGCCCGAACCUCUCCAACAAGCUCAAAACCUCAACCUAUUGAGCGUGAGCGGAAACCGUAUGCUGGUGCUCCCUCCAACUCCGAGGGUUCAAGCAACGAGGAGGGUAUCAAGAUAGAGAGAGAUCGCCAGCCAUACACCGCUCAGCCUGGAAGUGGCAAAGUCUACACUGAGAAGAACACCCUCAAUAUCCCAAGCCGACCCGGCCGUGCAAAUUCUACCAGCAGCCGUACGAGCACAAGAGAGAUGUCUGAUACGGGCAGCCGCGUCAGCGCAAGAGAGCCGUCUGACGUUGCUGAGCCCCGUGAACCCCGACACCAGCGGACACAAAGCACAACAAGCCAAAGCGGCCCUGGACGUCCUGCAGGCCGAAAAAACAGUAGUCCUCCCUUGAGAAACUUCCGCCAUUCUGUUCCGGACGAUAUCCAAGGCGGAGGCAAGUAUGGACCCGGGCCAUCCUCAUCGACAUCCAGCUUCAACCCCGGCUCCUACGGCUCUACCACCUCAUUUCCACCGCCGCCUCCCGGCCCACCACCCAUCGACAUCCGCAGCGAGCGAGGAGACAGGAGAUACCGCGACGAUCGCCAGUACAACCGCCGAGGCACCGACCCCGAAGAAGUCCGUUUCGCCGGCGAGUUCAACUCCCCUAAAGAUGCUGAGAAGUGGGAUCGCUAUCGAGAAGCGGUCGUUGGGGAUCGCGAUCGCGAUCGUGAUCGUGAUCGUGACCGCCAUAACAAUGUCCCUUACGAGCGAGGCUCUGUCUCCAUCGAUCCGAGGGAUAUGAGAGGUGCGGAGGACUUUUAUCGAGAGAGGCCAAGAGGUCCUGAAUAUGAUGCUUAUGGCAGAAGGAUUUGAGCGAUAUCGAUGAGAGAUGAGAAGAGGAAAUGAUAAUGAGGAGAUGGCAGGCCAUAACGGACACUCUUUUUGACAUGAAUGAGCGACGAAGCGAAUCGGAUCGGAUGAUACCUACACGCGAGCGUUUUUCGAUAAAGCACAAAUGCCUUUUCAUUCCUUUGUACUCGGGGUUUG